UGGAAUGCAGACAGGCCUGGUGCAGGGCAAACCGGGAGUUAAGCCUUCGAUUUAAAGCUUUAAACUGCCAGUUCAAUGUCUUCAUGUGUUACAAAGGACUUUUUUUUAGAUCACUGCAGAUUCAAGCCGGUGAUUUCAAGUGUGAUUCUCGGCUUGAGCGCUGUUUGUCAAACGGAUUUGCUCCGUGCCAGUCCCACAUCGGACGUCCAUGUCUCCUGCGCUGGCCAGGUCGGCUCCCAGCGAGCUCAACCACUGGUGGAGUCAGCUGAAAUUUCGCCUUCGGAACAAGAAAGGAUGGAACGAGAUGCUGGAUGAGACCUUUCUGGAGCACACCAAGUCCUCUAACGACAUUCCUCUAUUCUACGCUGCAAUGAGGAACAGCGCGGGCUGCAUCAAGAAGCUGCUCGGCUGCUCUUCCACCGACAUCUUUGAAAGAGGCGCUCUGGGGGAGACGGCGCUCCACGUGGCCGCCAUGAACGACAACCUGGACGCCGCUGUGGCCCUGACGGACGGCGCCCCCGAGCUCAUCAACGAGCCCAUGACCUCGGACCUCUUCCAAGGUGUUACGCCUCUCCACAUUGCUGUGGUGAAUCAGAACUACAACCUGGUCCAUCAUCUGGUUAGUCGCGGGGCGGAUGUGGCCACGCCCAGAGUCACGGGCCUGUACUUCAGGAAGAGGAUCGGAGGACUUAUAUACUAUGGUGAGCACAUUCUUUCUUUUGCUGCAUGUGCCGGCAACGAGGACAUCAUCUCCAUGAUCGUCGACGCAGGGGCCAGCACCAGGGUCCAAGAUUAUCGUGGUAACACAGUGCUUCACAUUUUAGUCCUGCAACCCAACAAGACAAUUGCAUGUCAGGCUAUUGACCUAAUAAUGGCCCGCGAUGCAGAGCUGGACCAGUCGGUUCCGCUUGACAUGGUGCCCAACUCCCGAGGCCUCACGCCUUUUAAACUGGCCGCCAAAGAGGGAAACACAGUGGCCUUUCAGCACCUGGUGAGCAAAAGGCGUUUAGUCCAGUGGAGUCUGGGACCUUUGACCUCUCACCUCUAUGACCUCAGCGAGAUCGACUCGUGGGCCGACAACAUGUCAGUGCUGGAGCUCAUCGUGGCUAGCCCGCAAAAAGAGGCCAGAAGAAUACUUGAGGUGACCCCGGUGAGGCAGCUGGUCAGCCUCAAGUGGAACCUGUACGGAAAACAUUACUUCAGGCUCCUGAUGGUUUUCUACCUGCUGUACAUUGGAAUGUUCACAUUAUGUUGUACAUAUCGCCCCUUAAAGGACGCCCCGGAGAAUUACACGUCGUCAGAUAUGGACAAAACCAUCAGAGUUCAGAAGACACUCCACGAGAGUUAUGUGACAUACGAGGACAACCUGCGUCUGGUAGGAGAAAUCAUCAGUGUCCUGGGAGCUUUAGUCAUCCUGCUGUUAGAGAUCCCUGAUAUCCUCAGAGUGGGAGCGAAACGUUACUUUGGUCAGACAGCGCUGGGCGGCCCCUUCCACGUAAUCCUUGUCAGCUACGCAUGCCUGGUGGUUCUGUUGUGUGUGUUCAGAGCGUGCAGUGUGCAGGGCGAGGCCGAGGUCAUGGCUGUCUGUUUGGUGCUGGGCUGGACGAACGUCAUGUUCUUCGCCCGUGGUUUUGAAAUGCUCGGCCCGUACGUCAUUAUGAUCCAGAAGAUUAUAUUUGGAGACCUGACAAAAUUUAUGUGGCUGAGUGUCAUUGUGCUUCUUGGUUUUUCAACUUCCCUGUGGAUGGUGUACAUGACUCAGGACCCAGAUUCUAUCCCGGCCUAUCGCUCUUUCCCCAUCACGCUCUUCUCCCAGUUUGAGCUCAGCGUGGGCCUCAUUGACCUGCCGGUGGACCACACCUUCACCACGCCCCCUAUCGUCCACGUGCUGCACUGCGCCUUCUCCGUGGUGUCCUACAUCCUUCUGCUCAACCUGCUGAUCGCCAUGAUGAGCGACACCCACUGGCGGGUGGCCCAGGAGAGAGACGAGCUCUGGAGGACGCAGGUAGUGGCCACAACACUUAUGCUGGAGAGGAGGCUGCCCCGCUGCCUUUGGCCUCGACUCGGAGUGUGCGGACUCAGCUACGGCCUGACGGAGCGCUGGUACCUCCGAGUCGAGGACAGGAACGACCCCAUGAUGCAGAAGAUGCGCCGAUACGUUAAAAUGUUCACCAGGGAAGACGAAAAGGAGGAAAAGGAAGGAUCGGAGAAGGCCAACGUGAACCCAAAGGUCAGACCGAGAAAUAGGAGCUCCAUGGCAGGAUGGAAGAUGAUUCGUGAAAGUGCUUUGGGUGCCGACGUGGAGGUGGAAGAGCCCGGGAAUGAGCAAGACAUUCAAUUUGUCUAGACAAAGCCAAUGAAAUGAAUGACUUCACAUUCUAUCCUUUUAGUCUUUAUAGUGAAAUGGUGCAAUUUUUCUUGCAGUAUUACAUGGUAGAAAAUAGUGUCUUAUUUUUAUUGCAACAUCUCAACAUGUAGCAGAAAUAUAUGCUGAGAGAAUUAAGUGCUGGCCAAACAUAUUUAUGUGACAAUAACACUUUAUUGAAGCAUAAUUCAAGGCUUUUGGUUCCACAUAAUAAUACUUAUCUACCACAUUAGACUAAGGCAACUGCAAUUGUAUUUAAAAUUGCUGAAUGGCAUAGAUAGAUCAACAAAGAUACACUAUUUGUGUGUAGUUUUUUUGUGGCUUGUUAUUUAAAGUGGAUUAAAAAUAAAUCCCCAAAAUCUAUUUAUUGGUGGAGUGUGCAGACGGGGGUAAAAAAUGAGCUAUGAGCUGAGCUAUUAUUAUCUUAUUAGCACAUGCACACACAUACUCUACACAGUGCUUAACAAAUGUAUUAGACCAGCACCCAAUGUAAGGUUUAUGCCACAUGAACAGCAUUGCUAAUGUACAAGCUCUUUAACCAAAAUGAUAUUUUUAAUGCUCCAAUGUCGUUGUCAUUGUCGUCCACUAAUUUUCAAAUUGACUGUUUCACAAUUUUAAAAAAAUCUGCAAAAAUUAUAAAGUGUGUGAUUAUAUAUUGA
This is a messenger RNA of Phyllopteryx taeniolatus (common seadragon), 3024 nucleotides long. RefSeq names its product transient receptor potential cation channel, subfamily V, member 6 (gene trpv6). Lineage: Eukaryota; Metazoa; Chordata; Actinopteri; Syngnathiformes; Syngnathidae. The transcript has 17 exons. Bases 209 to 2347 code for a protein of 712 amino acids. Gene Ontology annotation, biological process: calcium ion import across plasma membrane. Gene Ontology annotation, cellular component: membrane. Gene Ontology annotation, molecular function: calcium channel activity; protein binding. The record is from RefSeq and is a predicted model, not a curated record.